Pseudogymnoascus verrucosus is the source of this 1927-nucleotide messenger RNA. RefSeq lists its product as uncharacterized. The transcript is spliced from 3 exons. The record is from RefSeq and is a predicted model, not a curated record. Gene Ontology annotation, molecular function: protein binding. Bases 180 to 1610 code for a protein of 476 amino acids. Lineage: Eukaryota; Fungi; Ascomycota; Leotiomycetes; Thelebolales; Thelebolaceae.
CGAUCUGUACCUCUCCACGAUAUUCCACCAGCGCCCAGGAGCAACGAGCAGGAGGGACGCACAGAGCCGCGGGAAUUUAUUAUACGGACGUACUGCGCGGGUAUUUGCAUUGCUUUAGGGAAUAUACUGCGCUUCUAUAGUACUAACGGACAUACCAAACCAAGGCCCACGCAGCCACAAUGUCGACACCCGACCCCGCCUCCUCCCCCCUCGCAUCCCCCACCAGCCCCGCGCCAGCACCCGCACCAGCGGCGCGGAAAUCGCUGUUCAAGAACCGAAACAGGGGGGGUGCAGCGGCGGCGACGACGACGGAUGCGAUUGGCUUUUUCUCGCGGGCGAAGGAUGUUUUUGCGGAGAAUGUGGAGGUGGAGCGGAGGGAGCGGGAGAGGGAGAAAGAAAGGGAAAGGGAGAAGGAAUUACAGCGGCAGAUGGAAGAGGAGCGGGUGAGGGAACUGGAAAGGGCGAGGAGGGAGAAGAGGGUGAGGGGGGUUGGGAAGGUGGAGAGUGAGGGGGAGGAGGGGGAUAGUGAGAAUGAGAGGAGGAGGAAGAGGAGCCGGAGUGAGGACAGAAGCAAUACACCAGCCGGAGAAUCCGGGUACGGCGAUGAAGAAGAAUCAAGAUCGAUAGAGAGAGAGGGCAGCACACACUCCACCUACGGCAACUCCGUCGCAUCACCAGGCCCAAGUCAACGAACCACACGAAGCCAAGCACACAUAAUCUCCCUCAGCUCCGACGACGAAGACGACAAACCUGCCCCCUCCCCCCGCCCUGCCUACCACUCCGCCUUCUCCUCCCCGCCACCCAAACCUCACUCUACAAACCACGCACCAAUCGCCAUCCCCUCCUCCCCCCCCGCCAACCCCCCCUCCGACGACGACGAACUCUACGCCGACCUCAUCGCCGCCGCGCGGCGCCAACCAGCCACCACAGCUACCGCCCCCUCCAACGCCCCCGACCCAACCCUCACGAUCCUCAUCACUUCCCCCCUCCCGAACACCACCCCGCUCCUGAUCCGGCGCCGUCUCUCCCAGCGUCUAAAAGACGUGCGUCUAGCGUGGUGCAUGAGGCAGCCUCCGCACGCCGGCGCGGCUGGAGCGAGUAUUUUCCUUACGUACCGCGGGUUGAGGGUGUGGGAUACGAGUACGUGCGGGAGUAUGGGGGUGAAGAUUAGUCGUGCGGGUGGAGUGCUAGAUGAUGGCGGAGGAGCGGAGGGAGGAGAUGUGCAUCUUGAGGCUUGGACGAGAGAAGCGUUUGAGGCGUAUAAGGCUGCUGAAGAGACCAAGGCGCGGAAUGCGCAUCUUGGUCUCGAGAAUGAGGAUCAUGCUGUCAGUGGAGGCCCAGCGGCUGAGGCGGCGCCAUCGCAGCCGCAGCCACAGGAGGAGAAGUUGCGGAUUAUCCUGCGGGCGAAGGAUAUGCCGGAGGUGAAGUUGAGGGUCAAGGCUACGACGAAGAUAGCGGAUCUCGUGGCUGCGUUUCGGGCGCAGAGGGAGGCGGAGGUGGGGGUGAGGAGCGUGGAGUUGUGGUUUGAUGGGGAUAGGAUGGAGGAGGAUGAUUGUGUGGGGGAUGCGGAUUUGGAGGAUUUGAGUGGGGUGGAUGUUGUAGUUAGGUAGUGGGUGGGGAAGGGGGAGUUGAGUUGGGUUUGGGUGCUGGGCGUUUGAUACCAAGAUGAUGACUAGGAAGGAAAGAGCGGCCAUGGAAGGAACGCUGAGUAAUGGGAAAGCAAAAAUUUAACAAGGGAAAGAACGAUCAUCUAGUUUUGUUUACCUCCCUACGUUCCUUCCUAGGAUGGGAAACAGAUAUAUGUAUUAUGGUAACUCAACCCUAGCCAGAGAAAGGCCACCAAUAUUGAUUGUGUGAACCUAAUCUCACAACUACCUCACUCAGUCCACCACAUCUUAACGCAACAAGAACAGUUUUUAUAAAGUAC